UACGUGCGUUUCCCUUCGCUCAUCUCCCCCGUCAAAGCACCUGAAGGAGGGCGUCACUCCUAUUCGGGAUCUGUAUCGGGCUCCGAUUAGGGUUUGCGGAGGUGCCGCUCGGAUCUAUCGAUCUCGCUUCCAUGGCUCUGGAAUGGGUGGCGCUGGGCUACACGGCCGGCGCGGAGGCGAUCAUGCUGCUCUUCCUUACGCUCCCGGGCCUCGACAUUCUCCGCCGAGGGCUCGUCGCCGUCGUCCGCAGCGCCUUGAAGCCGCUCCUCGCGGUGGUGCCCUUCUGCCUCUUCCUCCUGGCCGACAUCUACUGGAAGUACGAGAUGCGGCCGACCUGCGAGCAGGAGCACGCGUGCUCCCCCUCCGAGCACGUCCGCCACCAGAAGUCCAUCAUGAAGAGCCAGCGCAACGCCCUCCUCAUCGCUGCCGCGCUCCUCCUCUACUGGCUCCUCUUCUCUGUCACUGGCCUUCUGGUCCGCAUCAACCAGCUCAACCAGCGCAUCGAGAAACUCAAAUGAACACGGCGAUUUUCAAAGUGCAGGCUUGGCCUUUCUAUCACUUCGAUUGUCAUCGCCCAAUUUCAAUAUUUUAAUGUUAAAAAUAUAGUUUUGAUCGCAUCCUGUUAUUGCUAAUCCAUGCAUCUUUUGAUAGUUAAGAUGGAAUGCUAUAGGAUCUUCGAAAAUAAUUGGAUGAUUGGCCUUUCUAUCACUUUGAUUGUUGUGGCCCAAUUCCAAUCUUUUGAUGUUAAAAAUAUAGUUUCGAUUGCAUUCUGCUAUUGUUAAUUCAUUCACCUUUUGAUAAUUAAGAUACUCUUUUACAAUAA
This is a messenger RNA of Zingiber officinale, 823 nucleotides long. RefSeq lists its product as uncharacterized. The record is from RefSeq and is a predicted model, not a curated record. Gene Ontology annotation, biological process: endoplasmic reticulum to Golgi vesicle-mediated transport; intracellular protein transport. The transcript has a single exon. Gene Ontology annotation, cellular component: endoplasmic reticulum; endoplasmic reticulum membrane. Bases 132 to 518 code for a protein of 128 amino acids. Lineage: Eukaryota; Viridiplantae; Streptophyta; Magnoliopsida; Zingiberales; Zingiberaceae.